Messenger RNA from Chinchilla lanigera (long-tailed chinchilla), 3744 nucleotides. It is a transcript of the gene Zer1, whose product is annotated as zyg-11 related, cell cycle regulator. The record is from RefSeq and is a predicted model, not a curated record. Gene Ontology annotation, molecular function: protein binding. Lineage: Eukaryota; Metazoa; Chordata; Mammalia; Rodentia; Chinchillidae. Gene Ontology annotation, cellular component: Cul2-RING ubiquitin ligase complex.
AGGUCUUGCUGAAUUGCGCAGGCUGGGUUUGAACUCAUGAUCCUUCUGCCUCAGCCUCUCAAGUAGCUGAGAUUAUAGGUCUGGUCAUGCAUACGUGGUAGUGCAGCAGAGAGGGGCAAGCGAAGGAGCCAGCCCGGGCGUGGUGGCACAGGUGUGGCUCAUCCAAUGAUCCUGUGAGAGCUGAGGUGUCGCCGCUGCCCGGGGGGGCCUGUCCUGGAGUGGCCGCCUGCCGCCCCCAGCAUGGCAUCUGACACCCCCGAGUCCCUGAUGGCCCUCUGCACUGACUUCUGCCUGCGCAACCUGGACGGCACCCUGGGGUAUCUGCUGGACAAGGAGACCCUGCGGCUACAUCCGGACAUCUUCCUGCCCAGCGAGAUCUGUGACCGGCUGGUCAAUGAGUACGUGGAGCUGGUCAACGCCGCCUGCGCCUUCGAGCCCCACGAGAGCUUCUUCAGCCUGUUCUCCGACCCGCGCAGCACGCGCCUCACCCGCAUCCACCUGCGCGAGGACCUGGUGCAGGACCAGGACCUGGAGGCCAUCCACAAGCAGGACCUGGUGGAGUUGUACCUGACCAACUGCGAGAAGCUGUCCGCCAAGAGCCUGCAGACGCUGCGCAGUUUCAGCCACACCCUGGUGUCCCUGAGCCUCUUCGGCUGCGCCAACAUCUUCUACGAGGAGGAGAACCCGGGGGGCUGCGAGGACGAGUGCCUGGUGAACCCCACCUGCCAGGUGCUGGUGAAGGACUUCACCUUCGAAGGCUUCAGCCGCCUGCGCUUCCUCAACCUGGGCCGCAUGAUUGACGGGGUCCCUGUGGAAUCGCUGCUGAGGCCGCUCAGCUCGCUGGCCGCCCUGGACCUCUCAGGCAUCCAGACAAGUGACGCAGCCUUCCUGACCCAGUGGAAGGACAGCCUGGUGUCCCUCGUGCUCUACAACAUGGACCUGUCGGAUGACCACAUCCGGGUCAUCGUCCAGCUGCACAAGCUGCGGCACCUGGACAUCUCCCGCGACCGCCUCUCCAGCUACUACAAGUUCAAGCUCACGCGGAAGGCGCUGAGCCUCUUCGUGCAGAAGCUGGGGAACCUCAUGUCGCUGGACAUCUCUGGCCACAUGAUCCUGGAGAACUGCAGCAUCUCCAAGAUGGACGAGGAGGCCGGCCAGACCAGCACCGAGCCGGCCAAGAGCAGCAUCAUGCCCUUCCGCGCCCUGAAGCGGCCCCUGCAGUUCCUCGGGCUCUUCGAGACCUCGCUGUGCCGCCUCACGCACAUCCCGGCCUACAAAGUGAGUGGUGACAAAAACGAGGAGCAGGUGCUGAACGCCAUCGAGGCCUACACGGAGCACCGGCCGGAGAUCGCGUCGCGGGCCAUCAACCUGCUCUUCGACAUCGCGCGCAUCGAGCGCUGCACCCAGCUCCUGCGGGCCCUGAAGCUGGUCAUCACGGCCCUCAAGUGCCACAAGUACGACAAGAACAUCCAAGUGACAGGGAGCGCCGCCCUCUUCUACCUGACCAACGCCGAGUACCGCUCCGAGCAGAGCGUCCGGCUGCGCCGCCAGGUCAUCCAGGUGGUGCUGAAUGGCAUGGAGUCCUACCAGGAGGUGACGGUGCAGCGGAACUGCUGCCUGACCCUGUGCAACUUCAGCAUCCCCGAGGAGCUGGAAUUCCAGUACCGCCGCGUCAACGAGCUGCUGCUCGGCAUCCUCAGCCCCGCGCGGCAGGACGAGUCAAUCCAGCGCAUCGCCGUGCACCUGUGCAACGCCCUGGUCUGCCAGGUGGACAACGGCCACAAGGAGGCCGUGGGCAAGAUGGGCUUCGUCGUGACCAUGCUGAAGCUGAUUCAGAAGAAGCUGCUGGACAAGAUAUGUGACCAGGUCAUGGAGUUCUCCUGGAGCGCCCUGUGGAACAUCACGGACGAGACGCCGGACAACUGCGAGAUGUUCCUCAACUACAAUGGCAUGAAGCUCUUCCUGGACUGCCUGAAGGAAUUCCCAGAGAAGCAGGAACUGCACCGGAACAUGCUGGGACUGCUGGGGAACGUGGCGGAGGUGAAGGAGUUGCGGCCUCAGCUGAUGACUUCCCAGUUCAUCAGUGUCUUCAGCAACCUGCUGGAGAGCAAGGCCGACGGCAUCGAGGUGUCCUACAAUGCCUGCGGCGUCCUGUCCCACAUCAUGUUCGACGGGCCGGAGGCCUGGGGCGUGUGUGAGCCGCAGCGGGCAGAGGUGGAGGAGCGCAUGUGGGCGGCCAUCCAGAGCUGGGACAUCAACUCCCGCAGGAACAUCAACUACAGGUCCUUCGAGCCCAUCCUCCGCCUGCUGCCCCAGGGAAUCUCCCCCGUCAGCCAGCACUGGGCCACCUGGGCCCUGUACAACCUCGUGUCUGUCUACCCCGACAAGUACUGCCCCCUGCUGAUCAAGGAAGGCGGGAUGCCCCUUCUGAGGGACAUGAUCAAGAUGGCGACGGCGCGGCAGGAGACCAAGGAGAUGGCCCGCAAGGUGAUCGAGCACUGCAGCAACUUUAAAGAGGAGAACAUGGACACGUCCAGAUAGAGGCCUCCGCCGUACCGCAGCAACGAGGCCCGGCGCAGGCCCUCCAGAGCCCCCGCGGGACGAGGAGACAGAGGGGACUUUUGCACAACCGACGCUUUUCCUUAACGUUAGUGAGAUAUAUAUAUAUUAUAUAUAUAUAUUAUUUUUUUUGGUUAGGUAGUGUGGAGUUUUGUGUGUAUGAUUUCUGUACAAAAACAAAGGAGACUCCCCGAGCCCUUGCAGCUCCUCGGCCCUUCCCAGCCCAGCUCCAGACAUCGCUGCCGCGCCCCCCACCCCGCGCCUGGACGCCUCUAACGUGACUGUCCGGUCCUCCCCCGGUGAACUUGGGCCCCAGCCUGGCUCUGGCACCCUAAAGCCACCCGCGCACGUCUGAGAUCCCCACCCGGGGUCCCAGGCGCGGCUGAUGGGCUUUGGGGAUUAAACUAACCCCACGGGUCUCCCUGAAGCCGUGGUGCUCCUGGCUGCCGGCCACCAGGGCAGGAUGUGAUCCGAUCGCAGGGCGCCCCCAGGACCAUGAGGGGCGGGGCUCUGGCUGGGCCUGCCUGGGCCACGCUGCUAUGGAGGCUGCCUCCGAGCCUCCCACCGGCCGCAGGCUGCUGACCGCCCCAGCCUGGGACAGCCAGGUUUCGGGGGCAGUGCCACUGCCCCUCUGCCAAACCCGCCCGGAACCUGCUGAGCUCCGGAGUCAGCACCUCCUGGGGCCUGGGGCUCGGGGUCACGCGCUCUGUGCUCUCUUCUGCCCGUAAGCCGCGGGGCCAGGCACCCCACCAGCACAACCAAGCCCCGGCCUGCCUCUCACGCCCGCCAGGCUGUCCCUGCCAGAGGCAGCUGUGUCCCCAGGCUGGAGCUUGAAGUUGGUUCUUGUGAUCACCUGGGUGGCAAAGAGACCCUCUCGGCAUGGGUCAGGGGAGCAGAGCUGCCCUGGAGGUGGCCCUGGCGGCUCUGGCCUCCCUGCUCCCCGCAGGUUGCUGGAGGCAUGGGCGCCUCACCCUCCAGCUGGGAGCGGCCCCUCCUGCAGCCUCUCCCAGCAAGCCGGGCCGCCUGUGCUCCCCCUGCGGCCACAGGGUCCACGCGGCAGCCUCCAUCCCAGGCCCCGCCGGCCCCGCCAGCCCCAUGCAGAGCUCGCACCGCAUUGCUUUUCCACCAGGGCCGGGGAUGCGUCUGCGUGGGGAUGUCACAGAAAUACAUUUUUGUCAAAGUGCA